Messenger RNA from Menidia menidia (Atlantic silverside), 1002 nucleotides. The record is from the annotation of a GenBank genome assembly. Lineage: Eukaryota; Metazoa; Chordata; Actinopteri; Atheriniformes; Atherinopsidae.
AUGAGCAGGGAGAACGGGAGCCUGCAUGGCGGGAACUGGAACCGGUCCCGGGCGGACCGGGAACUCUUCUCCAACCUGGAGGACAUCGACGUGACGGCGGACGGGACUCCCGCGCUGCGCGCGCUCGUGUGCGCGGUUUACGCGGCCGUUUGCGCCGCGGGGCUGGCGGGAAACCUGCUCGUGCUCUUCUUCAUCCGGGUCCGGCACGAGCGGCGCCAGUCGCGCGUGAACCUGUUCGUGCUGCACCUGGCCGUCACGGACCUGCAGUUCGUGCUGACUCUGCCCUUCUGGGCCGCGGACACCGCGCUGGACUUCAGCUGGCCGUUCGGGGCCGCCAUGUGCAAGAUCGUGCUCUCGGUCACCGUCAUGAACAUGUACGCCAGCGUGUUCUUCCUCACGGCCAUGAGCGUGACCCGCUACUGCGCGCUGGCCUCCGCGCUGGACACCAGCGGCGCGGAGCGGCGGCGCGCGUGCUCCGGGAAGUGGGUGUGCGCGAGCGUGUGGACGCUCGCGACCGUGUUCACGGCGCCCACGGCCGUGUUCUCCACGGUGAGCAGCGUGUCCGGGGAGAAGCUGUGCCUGCUCCGGUUCCCCGGGGGCCAGUACUGGCUGGCGGUCUACCACAUCCAGAAGAUGGUGGUGGGCUUCGUGCUGCCGCUGUGCGUGGUGUCGGUCAGUUAUUUCCUGCUGCUGCGGUUCGUCCGUAAACGCACCAUGAAGAGCCGAAACCCGCGCAGGAGCUCGCGGGUCACGCGCUCCAUCACCAUCGUGAUGCUGUCCUUCUUCCUCUGCUGGAUGCCCAACCACGCCGUCACGCUGUGGAGCGUGCUGGUGAAGCUCAACGUGGUGAACUGGGACCGCGCGUACUACCUCGCGCACACCUACGUGUUCCCGCUCACCGUGUGCCUCGCGCACACCAACAGCUGCCUGAACCCGGUCAUCUACUGCCUCAUGCGCAAGGAGUUCCGGGACAAGCUGCGGGGUCUGGUGCACAGAGGCUGA